UUGACUGCAAAUUUUUGUCUCAUUUUUAAAGUUUCACAUAGAUUGAGUAUCACCUUAAUUUGCUGCAAGAUGAUAAUAAAGAUUUGUAAUUUAUCUUUUGAACUGAACAGUAGCCCAUCCCACAACAUACUUCCUAACAUAAAUAACAGAAUACUGGUCAGAUUAAGAAAAUGGAAUACUAUCAGAAGUACUUCUUCAAGAAUUUUUCUCUCAUAUUGGUGUCUGAAUUCAAGAGUAUCAAUGUUGACAUAUAAUACUUUAAAAAAAAUUCUGUAAACCCCAAGCAAAGUUACAGUAAUAAAUAAUAAAUAUUGUUGUGCCUUCUUCAGGAAAUUGUACCUGGGGAAUGAAUUGUCGCUUUAUCCACCCUGGAGUCAAUGACAAAGGAAACUAUUCCCUCAUCAGUAAGCCAGACCUCUUCUCACCUAAUGGGGCACCUCCUGGAGGACCACACCCACUCAUACCCAAUAAUCCUUGGGCUGCUCCUGCUGUGGAGGAACUGCCUCCACCACCACCUCCAGUGGAACCUCCUGUGGAGAGUGCCUGGGAGAGAGGACUGCGCCAUGCUAAAGAGGUGCUGAAGAAGGCCACCAUUCGUAAGGAGCAGGAGCCUGACUUUGAGGAGAAACGGUUUAAUGUGACGAUUGGAGAGGAUGAGAGAGAGUUUGACAAAGAAAAUGAUUUCUUCAGAGAACGCAGCUACCGUGUUAUCAGAGAUGAAAUGGACUUCAGAGAUCCCAUAUAUGGAGAUCCAUAUGCUGACCCAUACUAUGACUAUGAAAUGGAAGCCCUGUGGCGAGGUGGUCAAUAUGAAAAUUUUAGAGUGCAGUACACUGAAGCUCCUCUUCCUUAUCACUACAGUCAGGAGCGUGAACGCGAUCGCGACCCUCGGGAGCGGAACCGUGAUCGAGAGAGGGAACGAGACCAUCGCGAGAGGGAGAGGCGCCAGCGAGAAAGGGAGCGGGAGAGAGAAAGGGAGCGCGAGAAGGAGAGGAUGCGGCGGAAAGAAGAAUGGGAGCGGGACCGGAUGAAGCGAGAUGAGAAGGAAAGGCCAAGGAUGCGUCCUCCUCGAGACACCAGGGAGAAGAAAGAUGAGGACAAACUGAAACCACGCUCUCCAAUCAGCCUUCCUCCGAACAGGCCGAUUGAGCCCCCAUCAAAGAAGGAGGUUGUUCCAAUCAUGAGACGACCAGAUGAGUGGAAGGACCCAUGGCGACGGUCCAAAUCCCCCAGGAGACGUCCGGCACCGGGCUCGCCCCCACGGGGCCGCCGGCAUCAUCGACCAUCAGGCUCUUCAAUCUCUGUGUCCAACUCCUCUAGGUCCUCGUCCCGCUCUUCAUCAUAUACAGGCUCCGGAUCGUCCCGUUCCCGCAGCCGUUCUUCCUCAUUCAGCUCCUACUCCAGCCACUCGUCCCAACGCAGCUCCUUCAGCGGCAGCCACUCUAGGUCUCAGUCUUUCUCCACAUCUCCCUCACCAAGUCCAGCAGCACUGAGGAACGCUAAGAACAAAGCAGACCUUCAGCCUGUUGUAGCCAAAGGCAUACCACUGAAGCAGGAUGCCAUGCCCCCUCCUCGCAGGGACAGGCCUCCCAUGAAAAAAGCUUCCAGCCCUUCUAUGCCUUCCGGACUGCAGUCCAGACCAUCCAAACCCUUGCCAGAUGGAGGAAAGCCUCCUAACAAUCCACGAGAUGCUGGAGGUGCAGGAGCUGGUGGAGCAGUCAAACCCCUGCCACCCAGGGAACCUGGAAAACCUGUCAACUUGAGGGAAGGCAGGCGGAAGGAGCGACAGCAGCAUCCUCCUCGAAGGAGAACUAUGAGUGGGAGUAUUAGUGAAAGUGGUAGCAGUUAUACUGGUUCCAGCUCCAGAUCUAGAUCCUCAUCCAACACCCUCUCAAGAUCACACUCUGGAUCCAGGAAAUCCAGAAAAUCCAGAUCACUUAGUGUGAGCAGCGUGUCGUCUGUGUCAUCAGCGUCAUCCAGCAGCAGCUCUGUACGCAGUGCAGACUCAGAUGACAUGUAUGCCGACCUGGCCAGCCCAGUAUCCUCUGCCAGCUCACGCUCACCCACACCAAAUCACCCUCGCAAGGAGCGAGGGCCUCCACGCGAUCGGUCCCCACAUGGAAGAGACAAGAAUAGGGAAAGACCAUCGAAAAAGGAUGAACCCUUCAGAGAAGAUCGAAGAAAGAUUGACCAGUCUGGUCCCCCACCCAGAGAAGGAAAUCCCUUGCCCAGAGCAGGGCCUGGUAACAGGGGGGGGCACCCAGUACAUCCUCCACCUGGCACCAUGGGCCCCCCUGGAAACUAUGGCAGUUCAAGUUCCCACAGAGACAUCAAGCUCACCCUCCUUAACAAGCAGCAGGGAGACAAAGGCAACAGGAAGCGGUACCUGCCUGGAGACAAAGACAGGCCAGGUUCCCCCCUCAACAAAAGAAUGGCUAUGUCUCCAGACAAAGGCCGCGAUAAGAGGAUACCUGGCCGACUCCCACUUUCUCCUCGAAUAGAUCGACCCAGAGGGCGACCCAUGCCCCCACAGGGAGACAGAAAACGUCCUCUGUCUCCACCUCCCAAAUCAUCUGGGAAAAGCCCAGCAGCUCCAUCGGCCAAGCUGGUCACACCGAGUCCAGCAUCGGGUGCCGGAUCGGGUUCUAGCAAACCCAGCAACACGCUGUCCCGGCGCGAGGAGCUUCUGAAACAGCUGAAGGCUGUGGAAGAUGCCAUCGCCCGUAAACGAGCAAAGAUUCCUGCCAAAUAAAUGGCAGCACAGCCCUAACCUGUUCAUCCACAUGCAAAGUCUGCCUGGGCAACCAUGAGAGUCACAGGGUGGACUGUUUUUUGUUUUGUUUUUUCUCAAAUCUCCAAUGGACAUGUAAAAAUGUUGUAUGGUUUGGUUAUAAAGGCUGUUGUGUGAGUGAACAGGAAGUAAUUGCCACAAAAACCACCUUGGGCUUGAUGGGCUCUGCUUCAUUUUUCGAACAUUGAUCACUUCCAUGUUUCCGAGUUUGCUCCCGUUAAAAUCCUUUUAAUGUCUCAGCCACAUAUUACCUCACAAAUAGAAGAGGUCAUCUGGGCAUUUGGCAAGGAAAGGGACGUCUCAGGAAUGGAGUGCAAUAUGUUUAGACUUCAUAAUGCAGAGACAGGAUAGUAAAGGGGUACUGUGUUUACCUGCUGCUCACUUUGUUCCCUCACUAGAAUGGAAGCAUUUUCCUCAUGGUGUGGUGAAUAAUAGAUCUAUGAACACUGAGCCGUUUCUAUCUCUUUUACUGUCUUGUUCUUGCAUUUUUUUCUCCUUUUUCCUGUAUGUGCAGUGGUGUGACUGUUGGCUCAGCUCUACAGGGUACCAACAGCCCACAGGACCUCAGAGCGUUUCUUUGUACAAAUCUCCAAGUUCACAAGCAUCCAUACUCGGCCCAGCUCCCUCUUUAACCAAUGCCUCGCCUCCUUGCUGUGUUUUAGGAUAGUGGUCAUUUUCACAGCUCAGAACCUUUCAAGCAUAUCAUUAUAAACCACAUUGAUGUGAAGUACUGCUUUUUAAAAAAUUCCAACGUUUUGUUUUCUUAGCUCUUAAGUGAUAAAACAAUGUUUUCUGUCACAUUUUUUGUUGGAGGAGUCUGAGGUGGAAUGGGAACAUUUAGAGACAACGUAUGUCUUGCUUUUGUGAGAAAAGCCUCUAAAUAAACUAUUUUGAUAAGACAA
Molecule: messenger RNA, 3693 nt
Organism: Haplochromis burtoni (Burton's mouthbrooder)
Lineage: Eukaryota; Metazoa; Chordata; Actinopteri; Cichliformes; Cichlidae
Gene: zc3h18
Product: zinc finger CCCH-type containing 18
Exons: 17
Coding region: 347-2752 (801 amino acids)
Source: RefSeq, a predicted model, not a curated record